Vigna unguiculata (cowpea) is the source of this 1470-nucleotide messenger RNA. RefSeq lists its product as uncharacterized. Gene Ontology annotation, cellular component: cytosol. The record is from RefSeq and is a predicted model, not a curated record. Gene Ontology annotation, molecular function: protein-folding chaperone binding. NCBI's taxonomy places the organism in Eukaryota, Viridiplantae, Streptophyta, Magnoliopsida, Fabales, Fabaceae.
AAUAGAUGACACAUCUGGUUUGUGACUAGCAAGAAUAUCGACAUCUAUUCCUCUCAGUACCUCUCUCUCUGUAUUGUAUUUGAAGGAAAUGAACGUGAUAUCAUCAUGAUGCUGUUUUUUCCUGUAUAAAACAGAUACCAGAUAACCCCUCUUUCUCGAAUUUCAUAGCACUGAACAAAGAGCACAGAAAAAAUGGGGGUGGACUACUACAAGAUUCUUCAAGUAGAUAGGAGCGCCAAAGAUGAGGAUAUUAAGAAAGCAUAUCGAAGCUUGGCCAUGAAGUGGCACCCUGAUAAGAACCCUAACAACAAGAAAGACGCUGAAGCUAAAUUCAAGCAAAUCUCGGAAGCAUAUGAUGUCUUGAGUGAUCCACAGAAGCGAGCCGUGUAUGAUCAGUAUGGUGAGGAGGGGUUGAAUGGGGUGCCGCCGGGCGGCGGUGGUUUUCCUGGUGGCAGCGACGGUGGGCCGACAACAUUCCGGUUCAAUCCCAGAAAUGCUGAUGAUAUAUUUUCUGAGUUUUUCGGGUUUACGAGCCCCCUUGGUCGUGGUGGAAUGGGGGACAUGGGUGGCCGAGGUGGAUUCUCCAGGGGUGGCCCGUUUGGUGAAGAUAUUUUUGCUCAAUUUCGGAAUGCAGCUGGUGAGGGCUCUGGCCUUGUGCCUAGAAAAGGGGCACCCAUUGAGAGAACAUUGCAUUGUAGUUUGGAGGAUUUGUAUAAAGGGACUACCAAGAAAAUGAAGAUUUCAAGGGAUGUUAACGAUUCCAGUGGGAGGCCCUCGACAGUAGAGGAAAUUCUGACAAUUGAGAUAAAGCCAGGUUGGAAGAAAGGAACAAAAAUAACAUUUCCCGAAAAGGGAAAUGAACAAAGAGGAGUUAUCCCUUCAGACCUUGUGUUCAUAAUCGAUGAGAAGCCUCAUGGUAUGUUCAAGAGGGAUGGCAAUGAUCUUGUUCUUACCCAGAAAAUCUCUCUUGUGGAAGCCUUAACAGGUUACACAGCUCAGGUGACAACACUUGAUGGUCGGAAUCUGACAAUUCCGGUUACCAACACGAUUAGCCCGACAUAUGAAGAAGUUGUGAAAGGUGAGGGCAUGCCGAUUCCGAAAGAACCUUCGAGGAAGGGAAACUUGAGAAUCAAGUUCAAUAUCAAGUUUCCUUCGAGGCUUACAUCGGAACAGAAAAGUGGCCUGAAACGAUUUUUGACAUCGCCUUAAGCAAUGGUUUAGCUAACUUAGUAAGAUGUCAAUUGUUUCAUACUUGGUUUAUUUACUUACUGUGAACUGGAAUUCCGAUUAGAACAGUUUGGUAGAAGAUGGUAUUUGUUAAUUGUUUCAUUUCUUCUCUGGUUUUUGGUAGUGGGAAUUUUCUUAACUACUUGUUCACUUGUGUGUGUGAAAAUUGCCUGCAAGAAUUCAUCUUCUGUGUUACUUUCCUUCCACGAUUUCAUCUCAUAGGGAAUAAUACUCUUCUUUGUA